Athalia rosae (coleseed sawfly) is the source of this 2305-nucleotide messenger RNA. RefSeq names its product Bardet-Biedl syndrome 2 protein-like. The record is from RefSeq and is a predicted model, not a curated record. The transcript is spliced from 9 exons. Gene Ontology annotation, cellular component: motile cilium; membrane; neuron projection. The coding region runs from base 19 to 2160 and encodes 713 amino acids. Lineage: Eukaryota; Metazoa; Arthropoda; Insecta; Hymenoptera; Athaliidae. Gene Ontology annotation, biological process: non-motile cilium assembly.
UGCUUGAGGGGGUGGCGCAUGUUGUACAAAACGUAUAGUUGUAGUCAGGGCAGUUUUAAAAUGGCAGCGUUUUCCCUGCAGCUAGAACGAAAAAUAGAAACGGCUCUGGUAACAAGUGGAAAAUUUGACGGGUCUCACGCAUGUCUCGUGGCAGCCACUUCCGGAGGCAACGUUUUGGUCCACAGUCCGCAUCGCCGGGCACCCCCAGAUCCCGUUGACGGUUCCGCAUCUGGACGGCUUGCCUGGACUGGCGAACUCGCAGAAUUAAGAAUCGGCAAACAGGUGACUGCUUUGUAUACCGGACGGUUAGGCGAAGACGAAAGGGAUGUUCUUAUGGUCGGUACCCCGACUCACCUGCUGGCAUACAAUGUCGAGGAUAAUGCAGAUGUAUUUUAUAAAGAGAUGUCCGACGGGGUAUACUCUAUCGCUGUUGGAAAACUCGGGUGGUUAACGGAACAGAGAGUAGUCGUUAUAGGGGGUAACUGUUCCGUAACAGUUUUGAAUUCGUCGGGCGUUGAAGUCUUUUGGACGGUAACUGGCGACGUUGUCGUGUCCCUCGCGAUCUUUGACUUCGACGGUGAUGGUUCGAAUGAGCUGGUCUUGGGGACUGCGGAUUUCGAAGUUUGUGCUUUAAAGGGUGACUCGAUUGCUUGGGAAGUGAAGGAAACAGCACCGGUAACUGAUCUGAUUCAUCUCGCUGGUCGCCAAUUCGGAUAUACCGUAGGAAAUGGCACCGUUGGUGUAUACGAGAUAGGACAGCGUCUUUGGCGCGUCAAGUCGAAAUACAGGGUUGUGGCAAUUCGAGGCUACGACAUCAACGGGGAUGGCAACGAGGAAUUGAUUACGGGAUGGAGCAGUGGAAAAGUUGACGCGAGAAUUCCUGCUACUGGAGAAGUAGUCUUCCGGGUUCAGAUGAACGCUUCUGUAGCUGGAAUAGUACGUGCAGAUUAUCGGUGCACCGGAAGACCCGAUUUAGUAGCGAUUUCGACGACUGGAGAAGUCCGGGGGUACGGUACGGGUGCCAUGCCGGAAUCAUCAGAGCCAGGGGACAAGGUACGCGAGUUGUUGGCGAAAAAACAGGCGUUGGUAUCAGAGUUGAGGCACAGAGCUGCGAAUCCCAUUCAUUUUGGUUCGCGGCUUGCAGUUAGUAUUUCCUGUAACAACGGAGCUGCAAACUUGGCUCUAGCUGCAGCUCCAGGGCUAUUCGUUCACUGCGCCAUCGUAUUUGCGGAAGGUGUUUUUGAAGGUGAAACUUUCGUUACUCGUCCUAGUCGCCCCAGCGGUCAAAUCGAUAUUGAACUCAGACCACCAAAAGACGUACCGGUCGAUGUUCAUGUUAAAGUUUGCGUCGGUCCCAUGGGUGCCGAUCUUCUUCAGGUUUACGAAUUGACCCGUCAGCUGCCUCGCUUUUGCAUGUACGAACGAAUUCAGCAUUUUGAAGAGUACCCAGGCGUUGAUAUUUCGUCGCAGAAUUGUGGAGUGACAGUUGAGGUGGCGGAACGGCCGCAACGUUUGGCGAUUUGGUUGAGUCAGAACUUAAUACUGCCGGAAGAUACAGAGAUAGAAGUCCCGGAAAAUGGACCAGGAACGGGUUCUCUUAGCGUUUGUCUCCGGGGGUUGAGAGACGGAAAAAUUCACUUGUUCGAAGUCUCUGCGACCGGUAAACUUAGUCUUCGUACGGAAGAUUCGAAUUUCGCAGGAGAAGUGAUCCAUUCGCUAGCCGCAUAUUUAGGGCUUUGUGAACUUACUACGGAAGCAAAUUUUCCCGCGGAAGAAGAGCGGAUGACCGAAGCAUUGGAGCGAUUGGAAGGUCUCCGCGAGACAGAGAGCCGGUUGAGGGCAGGCGAAGCACGGGGUGCCGCGCUUCUACGAAAUCUCCUGGUGCGGACAGAAGAUGCGAGGAUUCUGGGCGACGCGGCGAGCGCUAAAACAAGACUGUCGCAGUUGAGGUCGGUGAACAGUGACUUGAUAAGGGAGCACGAAAUCGGGGCCAACAGCUACGCCGACUUAGUUCGCACCCUUCGAGAACUAAACGCCGCAAUUCAGCGGGUGGCACGUCUUCGUGUUGGAAAGGCGGCAGCAAAUGCCGUGGCAAAAUGCAGAAUGGCCAUUCACGACGGUGACCCAAGGGCGUUGGUCCUCGCUGCAAGACUGGGUUGAAUCAUGACGAUGAUGAUGAUUUUUUCGUCCAUUAUGAGCAUUUUUCUUCUCAUCAUUACCCAUCUGAUACCAUGUUAUAUAGUACUCACGUAUACAUUUAUAUUUUCCGGUGUACAUAGAUAAUAUAAAUCUGCGUACCGCAUUC